Molecule: messenger RNA, 2898 nt
Organism: Oryctolagus cuniculus (rabbit)
Lineage: Eukaryota; Metazoa; Chordata; Mammalia; Lagomorpha; Leporidae
Gene: STARD7
Product: StAR related lipid transfer domain containing 7
Molecular function (GO): lipid binding
Source: RefSeq, a predicted model, not a curated record
AUGUUCCCGCGGAGGCCGCCGGCCUCCCUGGCGGCCUGGCUGGCGGGCGCGCGGGGCGGGGGCCUGCUGGGCCUGCUGGCCAAUCAGUGCCGCUUCGUGACGGGCUUGCGCGUGCGGCGCGCGCAGCAGAUCGCGCAGCUCUACGGCCGCCUCUACUCGGACAGCUCGCGCUGCGUCCUCCUCGGACGCCUGUGGCGCCGGCUGCGCGGCCGCCCCGGCCAUGCCUCUGCCUUGAUGGCGGCGCUCGCCGGUGUCUUCGUGUGGGACGAGGAGAGGAUCCAGGAGGAGGAGUUGCAGAGGUCCAUUAAUGAGAUGAAACGGUUGGAGGAAAUGUCAAAUGUAUUUCAGAGUUCUGCAGUCGAGCGCCACCCUCCGGAAUCGAAAUCCCAAACAAGCGGAAAUGAAGAUUCGAAAGACAAAGAAGAGCAACCCUGGGAGAUGGUGAUGGAUAAGAAACAUUUUAAGCUGUGGCGCCGCCCAAUUGCAGGCACGCACCUUUACCAGUACCGAGUUUUCGGAACAUACACAGAUGUGACGCCCCGGCAAUUCUUCAAUGUUCAGCUGGACACGGAGUACAGAAAAAAGUGGGAUGCCCUGGUGAUCAAGCUGGAGGUGAUCGAGAGGGACGUGGUUAGUGGCUCUGAGGUUCUUCACUGGGUCACCCAUUUUCCUUAUCCAAUGUACUCACGGGAUUACGUUUAUGUUCGGCGGUACAGCGUAGAUGAGGAAAACAACGUGAUGGUGUUGGUGUCACGUGCUGUGGAGCACCCUAGUGUGCCAGAGUCUCCGGAAUUUGUCAGGGUCAGGUCGUACGAAUCCCAGAUGGUUAUCCGUCCCCACAAGUCAUUUGAUGAGAAUGGCUUCGACUACAUGUUAACGUACAGUGACAAUCCCCAGACCGUGUUCCCUCGCUACUGUGUUAGUUGGAUGGUUUCCAGUGGCAUGCCAGAUUUCCUGGAGAAGCUGCACAUGGCCACGCUGAAAGCCAAGAACAUGGAGAUCAAAGUGAAGGACUACAUCUCUGCUAAACCUCUGGAAAUGAGUAGUGAAGCCAAGGCCACGGCUCAGUCCCCCGAGCGGAAGAAUGAGGGUAGCUGUGGCCCUGCUCGGAUCGAGUAUGCCUGAAGGGCUUUGGGCUGAGAAAGAACAGGUGCUUCUAGCCCUGUCUCAGUCCUCCGUCACUCUGUCACAGACUGGGGACAAGCCGCAUCUAUUAGAAGACAUUUGCUGUAACCACCAGUGAGAGAGAAUUUAAUAACCGGUGUCUGAUUUCAUUCGGAGCCGUUACUGCUCUUUAUCAAAAUGGAGAGAAGGCGGCAGCACCCAGGAAGGCGUUGUCAUGCUCUCAGGCCAACCAUGUUGAAAGUCAGUGUUGCACUGGGCUAAUCUGGAACAAACCUCUCACCUCAGGCCAGAAGGGAACGCCUUGUCUCUGCUUCCUCCGAAGUUCCUCCGCUGACAUUCCGAAUCCCACCAUCAGUUAUGCGAGUUUGGGUUUCCUUCAGUUCUGCGGGUGCACCUGGGAAGUGUAGUUGGCCAGGGAUCACUGGGGUGCUCUUGGUAACAGUCUUAGUGUGAAUGGGUGUGAGCGUUACUUGGCGGUGUUAAGUGCCUUGUCUUUACCUUGCUUUUGUUUUAGGGACAUGGAGUUUGUACAGAGAAAUUUCUUUCCUGCCUGCAAAAUUCUACCCCAUUGUCUCUCUCGUCUUACCCAAAGUAAUUUCCUUGGGGUCAGCAAGUUCCUCUGUGUCCGUGUCCUGUGUUCAUGAGAUCAUUGCCCCUUUCCUCAUCUCACUGUUUACCAAGAGCACUGGAGAGGAACCCUAGGGGACAGUGGCUUUCUAUCUCAUUAGUGUUUUGAUAGGGUCAGUGGAGAGUCUCAAAACACACUAACAUUUUAAUCUUUUAAACUUGUGUCAAAAAUGAGGCGUUGCGGAGCUGAUAGGAAUUUCUCCAUAGUCCCACUGUAUAUAAAGCACACUUUGAUCCAGUCAUUAUUUUCCAUACACAGGUUUGACUUGUCCUCUUGGGAAGACUAAAGGCAGAGGAAUGGGUGCUGGGCCACCCGCUCCGAGUUCUCAGAACUGUAGACAAGCUGUGUGAACAAGUAGAUGUAAUCUUGCCCCAAAUACUGAUAUAGUGGGGAUGCGGUUUAAAUGACCCUCUUGUUCCUCUAAAAUGUUUUUCGUUGUCUCUUUCCAGCUAAAGUAAAAGCAGACCGUGCUAUUCAGAAAAGCUCACGAACAGCCUGGCUGGGCUGGUUUUGCGUUGGUCAUGCUGCAGCCUGUUGGGAGAAUGGGGAUCAAGUGUCACCAUUUAAGUCUUCUUCCUCCCUGUUUCCUGGAGUGUAAAUAUUUAGCUAAAUUUUUCCAUCUUUUUCCCCCUGCUUGCUCUCCUUUUGUGGUGUUAAAAGGGAUCUAAACUUGAGACUAAUUUAAACCCCACCUUGACCUUCUUCUUGCCUAUUCAGUUUUGUGCCAAGGAAUAACUGCCCCGGGGUUUCAUGACGUCUCUGGGUCAUUGGCAGAACAGAGAGAUGUGUCGAGCAGUUCCAGCUCCAGCUUCUUUUCAUUAAUCAUUUUCUCUUCUUCCCAGGACCCGACAUGCCAGGGAAGAGGGACUCCCUGGUUUAUGUCCGAACUUAGCACCUGUAAUUGUGUAUGGGUGUGUGCAGGAGAGGGUGUGUGUGUGUGUGUGUGUGUGUGUGUGUGUGUGUGUAUUUGCGCGUCUGUAUGCACAGGUGCUAAGGAGUUGUGGUGGUUCCAUGUUCUGACUUAAAGGCAGUUUGACUCUGCACGAGGGGUCUGUCUGUACAGUUCCUUACGUCAUUGGAAUUUCACUCCUAACUCUGACAUUUUUAUCAGGUGUGAAUAAAAUUACAAAGAUUGAUACAAAAAA